AUGCAGUCACAAAAUAAUGUAAAUCUGGGGAGAUCGGAUAACCCCACCGCGUCGGGAUCGCAUAACUCUCGCGUGCAGGAUUUGGUACCUGGGUCCUGUUCGACAAGUAUGCCACAGAACAACAGAAAUAGAACACCUUUGCAGUCCGGUGAACAGCAUAUACAUUCCGAUAUAGCUCUUACCGUGGCUGGCAGACCACGACAGCGCAGAAAAUGGACUUAUACUAUAAAUGAAGAUUUAUUACGCGCCUACUAUAUAGCUACAAACAAUGAAAGAGAUAUGACAGCAUAUCGAACUACACUACAUACAAUAUUCGUUGGGCACCAUCCGGACUAUAAUGUAUCCGAACAGCGACUAGCAGAUCAAGUACGGGUUAUUCAUAGAAACAAUCUUAUACCAGAAUCAAGACGAAACGCUAUCAAAGAAUCGGUUGCCGAAGUAAGUAAUGAUCAAUCGACAGAAACUGCAGAAAAUGAGCAAGUGCAAUUUGAAUCAACUAAUACUUCUACAAACGUACAUGUACCAGGAACACGUAAUAAUGUAAAUACGAUAGAAGUGGAAAAUGAACAACCACCUCCUGCUUUAAAUGUAAAUUUAAUUGAUGUCGAUGAAACCACGGAUCAGCAGGAAGAUGUAAGUAAUGAACAAAUGAGACUUAGAAGUAAUCAGCAUAGCUUAAAUGAGAUUUUUGAACAACAAUUUGACAUUUACAGUAACCUUAACCCUCUUUUAAGGCCACGCAUUCCGAAAAUUAAUACUAGUAAGAAGCUAAGUUUUCUUAUUGAAACACUUAACAAUGAUGCGAUCCUGACAAAACUGAACAAUGUGAGCAAUUUGCAAGAAUUACAUACUAUUGUAUAUGUAUCAGCUAUAACAAUUGCUACUACAAUGGGAUGCAAGAUAGGACAACCCAGAGAUGGACCACGAAGAGCUGCAAUUUAUGGAAAUAAGAGUAAUACGCUACGAAGAAUACAAAUUAAAAUUGAUCAUUUAAGAGGAGACUUAGAAAGAAUAAAUAAGUACAUUGAAGGUAAUCCUACAAGAAGACUUAAAAACAGGAUCAAUAAGAUAUUAAAAACAUACAAUCUUCACACACGCUACGAAACAAAUCACACGAAUAUUAUUAACACAAGAGACACUAUAAAACAGAAACUAUGUGUACAAGUAGCGAGACAGCGUAAAUACAAGUUGUCGAAUCAAAGACGAGAAAACAAUAGACUCUUUAACAACAACGAAAAGCAAUUCUAUAGAAAAAUACGAUCCAAUGCCAAUACGUCAGACGACGUAUAUCCAAGUAAGAAUAGUGCAGAAAAUUACUGGAGUUCACUGUGGUCCAAUACACAAAAACAUAAUGAAUCCGCUCUUUGGAUUGAAAAAGAGAAAGAGAAAUAUCAAGAAAAAAAAAUGUCAACUUGUCUAAUUACAUGUGAUCAGGUCAAACGAAUUAUAGCAAAAACACACAACUGGAAAUCUCCUGGACCAGAUCACAUACAAAACUUUUGGUUUAAAAGAUUUACUGCAGUCCAUCAAAAAUUAACUGAACUUUUAAAUGAAUGUCUACAAAACCCCGCAACAUUUCCAAUCAUUUUUACGAAAGGAAAAACAUAUCUAAUGGCGAAGAAUAAUGGAUUUAAAGGAAACCCAGCAAAUGGCCGUCCAAUUACUUGCCUCCCAACAAUAUAUAAGAUACUCACUGCUUGUAUUGGCGAACUUAUAAAUACAUACCUUACACAAAACGAUAUAAUGUGCGUAGAACAGAAGGGAUGCAAAAAACACGCAAAAGGAUGUAAAGAACAACUAAUAAUUGACCAAAUAAUAUUGGAACAAGCAGCUAAGAAAAAUAGAAACCUACACAUGUGUUUUAUUGAUUACAUAAAGGCUUUCGAUAGUGUCCCGCACAGUUGGCUGAUUGAAGUCCUGAAUAUAUACGGUAUUCAUUCAACUAUUGUUAAUUUUCUUGAACACAACAUGACGAGAUGGCGAACAAACAUAGAAAUGUUCACUCAAAAUGGUGUCAUACGAACAGAUGAAAUAAGUAUUCGACAAGGAAUUUUUCAGGGUGACUGCCUGUCAGCCUUGUGGUUUUGUAUGGCGCUAAAUCCGCUAAGUAAUCUCUUAAGGAACGCAAAGUAUGGCUUCAAAAUUAAAGGCAAUUCUCGAGAAUGUAAAAUAAAUCAUCUCAUGUAUAUGGAUGAUUUAAAGAUAUAUGCUUCGACGCGAGAAACCUUAGAUAAGCUUAUUAAAAUAGUCGAGGACUUCAGUAAUGACAUUAGAAUGAAGUUUGGCAUUGAAAAAUGCAGAAAAAUCAGUAUUGUUCGUGAAAAAAUCGUUAAAUUCGAAAAUUUUGAGCAAAACGAAUCGAUUAUUAAAGACAUGGAAGAAGACGAACUGUACAAAUAUCUUGGUGUAUCUCAAAGCAGAAGAAUAGCAACAAAGCUGUAA
Teleopsis dalmanni is the source of this 2442-nucleotide messenger RNA. RefSeq lists its product as uncharacterized. The transcript has a single exon. Bases 1 to 2442 code for a protein of 813 amino acids. Lineage: Eukaryota; Metazoa; Arthropoda; Insecta; Diptera; Diopsidae. The record is from RefSeq and is a predicted model, not a curated record.